ACCCUGAACCACUGGUUCUGGCCCAGACCAGAAUCGGACCGAUAGCCAGGUCUAGGAACAGUAGUUGAAGUAGAUUGCAGACAAUCUCUCGUCCUCAGUUGAGGUCUUGUUGAAAGCAAUCACUUUCAAUUUCCGCUGUCGUACCUCCAUCGCCGGCGUGCACUUUCGGAGAAGAAUUGUGUUCUUGCCAACUUAAGAGUUCCCGUUUUUGUCUUUGGCUUUUGCUGCUGGACUUUGAUCAAUUGGGUAGCUUCUACUUUGUUCUUUUACUCGUGUUGAUCAGUUAUGGAAGCUGUGAAGCCUUCGUCUUCUUUGGAGAUAUUAGUUCGAGAGCCAGAAGGCUUCUGUGUCUGGAAUGGGCCGCCAUUUGGCAAUGGUGAACCUAGCAUCAAGCUUGAGAAGGUUCCCUGUAGCAGUGCAACUUUCUCUGAAGAUGGGUCCAGACUCAUGGUGAUGAAACCUGAAUCUGUCAUUUGCAUAUAUGAUUGCAGUAGCUUUAAGGAGAUGAGAUCUUUCCAAGUUUCCAAUGUUCUUGCUGCUGCAUUGUCGCCUUGUGGGACUUACCUUCAGACAUUUCAGAAAUCAUUGACGCCACAGGAUAAGAAUGUGGUCUUAUGGAAGAUAGAUAAUGGUGAUGCUGUGUAUCAUCAAUUUCAAAAGAACAUGACCAAAACUACAUGGCCUUCAAUACGAUUCAGUUCUGAUGAAGCUGUUGCUUGCCGAAUGGCAACCAAUGAAAUGCAAUUUUUUGAUCCUAGAGAUUUCUCCAAAGGAAUAAUACAUCAAUUACGAGUUCCUGGGGUGGCUGCAAUUGAGCUUGCAAAGGUCCCAGGGUCUCAUGUGGCAGCAUAUGUUCCAGAGUCUAAGGGAAGUCCAGCCAGUGUCCAGAUAUUCCCCUGCGGGAAAGAUAUGCAAAGUCAGCCUGUUGCUCGACGGAGCUUUUUCCGAUGUUCUUCAGUGCAACUAAACUGGAAUUGUGGUUCUACUGGGCUUCUGGUUGUGGUGCAGUCAGAUGUUGACAAAACCAAUCAAAGUUAUUAUGGCGAGUCCAAGCUGAACUAUCUCACAACUGAUGGGACCCACGAGGGGCUUGUACCUCUUCGCAAAGAGGGGCCUGUUCAUGAUGUUCAGUGGUCAUAUUCUGGUUCAGAGUUUGCUGUUGUUUAUGGAUUCAUGCCGGCUAGUGCAACAUUGUUUGAUAAGAAGUGCAAACCUUUACUGGAGCUUGGAACAGGACCUUACAAUACCAUCAGAUGGAACCCAAAAGGGAAAUUUCUAUGCUUGGCUGGUUUCGGUAACUUACCUGGUGAUAUGGCAUUUUGGGAUUAUGCAAACAAAAAACAACUUGGAACAACUAGGGCUGAAUGUUCUGUGACUAGUGAGUGGUCCCCUGAUGGAUGCUAUUUCAUGACUGCGACAACAGCACCAAGACUACAAGUUGACAAUGGGAUUAAAAUUUUCCACUACAAUGGAUCAUUGUACUUCAAAAAGAUGUUGGACAAGCUGUACCAGGCUGAGUGGAAACCAGAAUCACCAGAAAGAUUUGGUGAAAUUCCAGAACUUGCAAAGUCUUUUGAUUCAUUAAAGGUUGAAGAAACCAAGCCACAAGGACAAGGGGCAAUCUCCAGCAAAAGUGCUUCUGUCCGUCCUCCUGCUCAGAAACCUGCUGCCUAUCGCCCACCUCAUGCUAAAAAUGCAGCUGCUGUUCAGGCAGAGUUGUUCGGAGGGAGCAGUACAGAACAAAUGAGCAAGAAUGCGUUAAAAAACAAGAAGAAAAGGGAAAAACAGAAGGAGAAGAAGGCUGCUGCAGCUGCUGAGGGCUCCUGAUUGGAUGCAAAUGUGCUGCAGCUUUCUCCUUAAACUGCAUUCAAGGGGACCAGAUCUGAUUGUAGAAUUGUUCCUUGAUUCGGGAUUUUGAUUUUCUGAUGAGAGAUCUUGAGGUAAUCAAAUAGAAGCAUGUGCAUGAAAGCACAUUGAGGAACUUUCACAUGUAUUAAAAAUUUUCUAUCUAUAAAUUGGGGUGUGCAUUUAGUUCUUUCAGUUCCAAAUCGAACCAAGCUUAAAAAAAAGAGCAGAACAUAAUCAAAGAUGCAGUUUGAUUUAA
Molecule: messenger RNA, 2104 nt
Organism: Manihot esculenta (cassava)
Lineage: Eukaryota; Viridiplantae; Streptophyta; Magnoliopsida; Malpighiales; Euphorbiaceae
Product: eukaryotic translation initiation factor 2A
Exons: 14
Coding region: 286-1827 (513 amino acids)
Biological process (GO): translational initiation
Cellular component (GO): cytosolic small ribosomal subunit
Molecular function (GO): tRNA binding; translation initiation factor activity; ribosome binding
Source: RefSeq, a predicted model, not a curated record